UACUUUCUCAGUCUGCUCCUUGUUGAAUUGUUUGUGCUAGUAGAAAGAAUUCUUCUUUGAUGAGUGGAAUAAAUGAAUCAUUGCAUUAAUUUGAAGGAAUUAGUAGAUUCAGAGUACAAGAGCAAGAUCAAUGGCAAAAUGCAUGCGUGUGGCCAUGAUGCUCAUGUCACCAUGCUGCUUGGAGCAGCUAGAUUGCUUCAAAAUAGAAGAGACAUGUUGAAGGGCACGGUUAAGCUCGUCUUCCAGCCUGCAGAAGAAGGCUAUGCGGGCGCCUCCCAUAUGUUAGAAGAAGGAGCAUUAGAUGCGGUUAAAGCAACAUUUGGCAUGCAUGUCUGCACAUAUUUGCCCACUGGUAUCAUCGGUUCAAGACCUGGUCCUAUUAUGGCUGGUGCAGGAAGGUUUACAGCAAUAAUGCAAGGGAAAGGCGGACAUGCAGCAUUACCACAUAAAAAUAAGGAUCCAAUUCUUGCUGUUUCUAUGGCAGUUCUUGCACUCCAGCAACUUGUUUCUCGAGAAACAGAUCCUCUGGAGUCUAGGGUUGUCUCUGUUGCAUUCGUAGAUGGUGGUGAGGCUGGAAAUGUAAUCCCUGGAAGUGUAAAAUUUGGGGGAACAUUCCGGUUCAUGACAUCCGAGGGUCAUUCCUAUCUUAAGCAAAGAAUCAAAGAGAUCAGUGAGACACAAGCAAGCGUACAUCAGUGUUCUGCCACUGUUGAUUUCGGGGAGGACUUAUUGAGUCCGUAUCCACCAACUCUGAACGAUCCCAAGCUCUACGAGCAUGCUAAAAAAGUUGGAGAAAACUUGCUCGGUGAGCAAAAUGUGCAGUACGCUCCAAUUACAAUGGGUGCGGAGGACUUCAGCUUCUAUUCCCAGAAGAUGUCAGCUGCAUUUUUUAACAUCAAGGCACAAAAUAAAACUGCCGUGUCUGGUGUUAAAGGUUUGCACUCCCCUUACUUCACUCUUGAUGAAGAUGUUCUUCCAAUAGGAGCAGCCCUCCAUGCUGCUGUUGCCAUUACUUACUCUGAGACACAUGUUCAGAAACAGUAGAAUACUAACAUUUUUGGGGAUUGAAAAAUCAUCUCGUUUGUAAAUGAAAGAUAUUGUGAUUUGACUUCUUUGUUAGUAAAAAAGCAUACAUGCAUUUUUUGCU
Messenger RNA from Lycium ferocissimum, 1147 nucleotides. Its product is annotated as IAA-amino acid hydrolase ILR1-like 7. Gene Ontology annotation, molecular function: IAA-Ala conjugate hydrolase activity. Bases 73 to 1044 code for a protein of 323 amino acids. Lineage: Eukaryota; Viridiplantae; Streptophyta; Magnoliopsida; Solanales; Solanaceae. The transcript has 4 exons. Gene Ontology annotation, biological process: auxin metabolic process. Gene Ontology annotation, cellular component: endoplasmic reticulum. The record is from RefSeq and is a predicted model, not a curated record.